Molecule: messenger RNA, 1353 nt
Organism: Gekko japonicus
Lineage: Eukaryota; Metazoa; Chordata; Lepidosauria; Squamata; Gekkonidae
Gene: AMHR2
Product: anti-Mullerian hormone receptor type II
Exons: 9
Coding region: 1-1353 (450 amino acids)
Biological process (GO): BMP signaling pathway; cellular response to growth factor stimulus; protein phosphorylation
Cellular component (GO): plasma membrane; signaling receptor complex
Molecular function (GO): transforming growth factor beta receptor activity; ATP binding
Source: RefSeq, a predicted model, not a curated record
AUGUGGAUCGGUGCCCAGGCUAAAAACCGUAGCUGCCUCUCCUAUGGAUCCGGCACUCUGAGGGAAGGCGAGGAGAUUCUCCAGGGCUUGAUUUUGGAAGAUGGCCAGAACGGAACGAUCCAGUGCCCUCACAACCAGUGCUGUUUUGGCGUUUGGAAGGUGAUCCAGGGUCAGCUUCAACCCCAGUUGAAAGGUUGCUGGAUUAGCGAAAAGGAGGCCACGUGCGACUCCCCAACUUGUGAGCCUCGAUCCUCUGAGGACAGGCUGACGUUGUCCUGCAGGUGCCAGGCGGAUCUGUGUAACGGCAACAUCAGUCAUGAUGGGAAGAGACAUGAGAUAGCCACGUUGUUUUCAAGAAGCAAGUACAUCCCUCUGGCCCCUACAGGCCUCAGUUCCACCUGCAAGGCGAUAGGCAAAACAGGAUCACAGGUUCUUCACGAGGGGCAGUUCUCUAAGGUAUGGCAGGGGACAUUCGGUCAGCAUCCUGUAGCCAUUAAGACCUUUCCUCAUUCUUGCUACCGGGAGUUUGCGUCUGAGUGGGCUGUGCACAGCCUUCCACUGAUGAGCCAUGACAAUGUGGUACAGCUUGUGGCUGCUGGGUGCGGAGGGCCAGACAAAGAACAAGGUGGUCUCCUCCUGGUGCUGACCCUGUACCCAUUGGGGUCCUUGCGGCAUUUCCUCAUUCAGCAUGUUUGCUCCUGGGAUGUUGCUAUCCGGCUAGGAUCAUCCCUCGCCAAAGGCCUUGCUUUCUUACAUGGGGAGCAGUGGAAGGAAGGUCUGCACAAACCCGGGGUUGCACACCGAGACCUGAGCAGCCAGAAUGUGCUGGUUCAGGAGGACAGGACUUGUGUCAUCAGUGAUUUUGGCCUUGCCAUGACUUUGCCUAUGGGCCACGAGGGAUGGAGAGGGCCCCCCGCAGAAGGCGUCGUCCGCAAGGCCGGGGCCCCACGCUACACUGCUCCCGAGAUUCUGGAUGAGAGCUUGAAUCUGCAGGACUUGGGCUCAGCACUGAAGCAGGCUGAUGUCUACUCCAUGGCCCUGGUGCUGUGGGAAACCCUGACGAGAUGCUCCAUCCUCUUCCCAGAAAGUGGCACCCCUGAUUUCCAGCUAGCCUAUGACGCAGAGUUGGGCAGCAGCCCUACGUACAGCGAACUGAGGAGGCUGGCUGCUGAGGAAAGAGGAAGGCCGGCUAUUCCACCUGCUUGGAGAAGAAUGGGACAGGUUUCUGUCGACCUUCAAGAGCUUCUGGAGGACUGCUGGGACCCAGAUCCAGAAGCUCGCUUGCAAGCUGAUUGUGCCCAACAGAGGCUGGAGAGGCUGGGUGCUGCAGAUGUGGCGAAAGAGUGCUGUUGA